GCUUUGGGGCGUGUGUCGGCUCGACCGUGUUCCGCGUUACCCGCCGUUAUACAGGUAGAGGCGCAGCGGUACGCACAACUGACAAUGGAUCGGCUGAAAAAGUAUUCGACGCGCGAAGCGAAAACGUUACAACACAUUUACGAGGUACGUACACCGUCGCGUCGCGUUAAUUGCGAUCCCGGUAAACCGCGUGGCUCUGAGCGGGCCACCGCACAAUAAGACGCCAAUCGCAUUGUAAAUUCCAAUUAAUAUUUAUCGGCCGGUUUCGUUUUCGAAUUUCCAUCAGUUUUUAUUGUCUAACAACAUGACAAAGACCACCGCUUGUUUCCUCGAAGAAUGCCGCACGUUGAACAUGCCGCGGCCGUCGAAAGCGACCGAGACCCGCAGCAGUGCGCGGCCAGCCCUGCGCAUAUCCAAAGACCGCGCCGCGUCCGUCAUACAAUCGUUCGAGUCCGCGUCCAGGUCGGCGUUCAUGCAGGUAAGCGCACGGGAACGGGUAACUGACGGGUAAACACCGGUACGCGCGGAAAGCGACGUCUUUGCGUUUCACGUACGCGCGGCCCGCGAAUCCCGGUACCCGUCCGACAUCGGGUCCAACGCUAUCAUUUUUACCGCGAUGUUAUCGAUCACGUGCCAUUAUCGAUGGGUUUCGGGACCGAUUGAACGAAAAUAAUCGCUCGUCAAUCAGUGCGGCCGAAUCGCAAACUCGGCGUGUCGAUUAGGUCGUAGGUGCAGCGGGCACGUCAAGUCUACGAGGGAAUCUCUUUCGAAACGAUUCGGAACGCCUCGACGUCUCAUUCCGGCUUACAUUACAGACUUCGCACAAUUUCGUUUUUUUUUUUUUUUUUUUUUUUUUUGGGGGUGGAGGGGGCUUCGGGUCACCGAGGCGCUUUGCGAGAAUUCCGGAGAUUCGCUGCAUAAUAAUAUCGGUGGUUGUUAUACAUAUUUGACAAUAACAAUUACAGCGUCUUUGCAAUGUUUUCAGACGUGGGACGAUUUAUCGGACGAGAUAAAACAAAUCGACGAGUACCGAAAGCUCACGUUCUACCUGCACGUUUAUUACACCAUAAUCGAAUGUAAAACGCGCGUCAACAAGCCUGACAUUUGCACCGACGACGACGGAAACAGCGAAAAAUGUGAAAGUUCGAUGGAAGCGUUUCGUAAGUUUCUAGUGCAAAGAGGUGCCGAGUUCAGUACGGAAACCGAGUUCUUACCGUAUUUCGCAUUGCCAUACGUGUUCAACCCCAUGCAACACCCCUCGUUUAAAAAUUUGUUCAAAGUACUUAUACCCGUGUUGUUAUUAUAUUAUUACACCGCAAAGUCUAAACUUGAUUCGGUAUUCGCAUCAACGUUUCUCUCGUUAUUUUAUAAGGAAAAUCGAUGGUGUGACUCGUUGACCAAACGUUUGGAAGAUUUCAUUUUGGACAUUGCCAUCAGCUCGUCAAUUACUUUGGUGCCCGGCAAAGACGCGCAAAAGCGAAAGGUGACGAAAAAAAAUUUCAAAAUGCUUUACAAGGAAUACAGACCACUCAACGGUUUGUAUUUUAAAACUAUAUGCGUCACGUGCGUACUGUUACGCAAACAUAAAUCAAUAUACUAACCGAAAACUGUGUAUGCGAUUAGUUUUAGCCGCUGAACUUUUAAACGCGUUGGAAAAUUCAAUACGAGGGCAAUCGAUUAAUUUGGAAAUUAUUUUGAAAAACUGUAACGCCGUUGUCGAAAGUGGCGAAGAUAAUGACGUUAGGUUUAUUUUUUUAAUAAUGCAAUUUAAUAGAGUACAACAGUAACGAUUUUUAUAGGAUUUAAUAAUUUAUAUUGAGAAAAUAAAAAAAUAAAACUUUUUUAAAGAAACGUAUAGUGUACGUAUACUAUACGUAGUAUAGUAAUGUUACUAUACUUUCGUGUACGUACGGAUAAUUUUUUUGAAAUCUCGAUGCACUUUUAAUAAUACUAUACUAUACUAAAACAAAGUAAAUAAUAGUAAGUAUUAAAUGUAUAGAAUUUCGGUUAAAAAUGGCUUAAAAAAAAAAAAAAAAUUUCUUUUUUUUCACUCUAAUACGACCUGUAAUUCAACUGUAAAAACUGUUUUGCUCGUGACAAAACAACUCGAACUAUAGACUUAAUUAAGAAAUCAAAUUUUCACCUCAGAAAAAAAACCAACAUUAUAUUGUACAAGUUUUCUUAUUUUAUAGUCAAAAUUUGUUUCUAACUUAAACCAUAUUCCGAGUAGUUUUUACUUCUUACUCCCACGAAACGGUUUUUCGUAAAAAAAAAUUUUUAAUUUCACGAUUAAAUAGGUAUUUGUACUUCAAUGUAUUUAAAAACGAAUUUGAAUAUUAUUGAGUAGAAAAAUGUUAAGAAAAUUCUACGUAACUUCAAAAAUACGAGAGGUAAGGCACGUCUUCCUGAUAUUUUUUCUAUUAAUAGUUACUACAAUAUAAUAUUUUUAUAUACGUGUAACAAUGUUUUUUUAUCAACGUAUUUUGUUACUUUUGUGCUCUGUUAAAAAGUAUAGAACCUAUGAUAUUAUUCCGAUAAUAAUUGUGUGUUUAUAUAUUAUUAUUACAUUAGCAAAAUUUAGAUAUUAUAGAUAGUCAGUUCGAUUUGGCAGUGUACAAAAUCAAACUCGAGCUAAGAGACGGCAACAGUACUAAGAACAAAUUGCUUAUCCUACAAGCAUUACGUUGGGUUAGUAUAAGAAUUCAUCAUUCGGUGAAUGUCAUUUUUCUGUACCUAUGGUAGAAUUUUACAUUUUACCAAAACUAAGUGGAAAAAAUUGCAUUUUGAAAAAAAAGUUUUAAAACACUAGUUUUUCUUCUCACUUACAGACUUAUUAGAACUGAAAAUGAUUUUAAUCAUUGGCGUGAGAUAAAAAUUAGUUCGUUUUGUAUAUAAUUACUAUUAAAGGAUUUGUAUCAAAGAGCUUGUCAAAUUUGUACUAUUAUUAUUUAUAGUAAUUAUAAGAAACUGAAUUUACAUAAUUCCAUUCUGGUAGUUAAUUGUUUAAGCAUGUACGGAAAUAUAUUUUACAUUUCAUUUUUAAAUUUUCGUAGUUUCGAAGCCAAUUUUCAUGCGGUUUUUUAAGUGAUUAAAUUAUAAGUGGAAAGGGAAAUACAUGUUUUAAAAACUUUCAAAUUAGGUUUUAUUUCUUCGAACAUUUUUAUUGAAACGCUUUUCUUGACGAGUGCAUUUUAACCAUUACCUUUUUUCAAACUUUUUGACUAAAAUAAGUACAUUUCAACAUUAUUGUUAUUUUCAAAAGAUGAAAAUGAUUUUAAUUUUUACUCGCCCGCAGUGUCAAUGAAUUGAUUCAAUAACGUAAUCGAGUACCUAUGUCAGCUGUAUUAUUAAUUAAUUAGUUAGUUAGAUUUUAAAAAUUGUCACACAAUCUGAUUUGAAAUAAAAAUCGGUUUCAGAGGUUGACUAAAUCGGAUAAUAAAACCGACACGGUCAUCAUGAUACGAAAACACGACAUACUGGACCUGAACAGAUCGAAAGCCGACCGGGGUCUCAUGAAAUGGUUGACGAUGACCAACGGGCCGCACCCACUACAACAAAUGAUAUCGAGAUUAUUAAACGCUCUGGCGUCUUUCCACAAAGGUCGCAGGUACUUAGCAAGCUCUCCGUUUCUGUUACGUCUGAUCGUCAUCCAACUCAUAUCGUCCCAACAUUUCUGGGAUGCGAUCACGUGCAACAUGUUGUUGGGAACGUUGCAAAAGCUCAGUACCGGGUUAGUAUAAUAAUUGAUAAUGUAUAUUAAUAUCGCACUACUUCAUCAGCAUGGCGACAACCAUUUACACGCGUUAAUACACGAGUUACGAAUCUGACCCGUGUUUCUCUGCAACCAGUAACUACACUGAAAAAUAUUAUUUUAGAUCACGAGAACGAAAACGAAUGGUCGAAUACGGCCUGUCUACGUGGUUGGCCGACCAGCUGGUCCGGAAGAGCGAAUUCACGGGAGAUCGGAACAAAUACGAGAUGUACGAUCUGGAAUACAGUUUAGCGCUUUUCAUGAAUCUCUGCCAAUGCCGGUCGGCCGUUCGGGAUUGCGGUUCACGUUCCCGGAACUUGUUCAAGAGCUUCAACGUUUUUAUGUCUUCGCUGGACGUGGAUGUUAGCAUAUUCGUUCCUAUUAUACCUAUGGUUCAACCGUGACCGUAUUGAUUUUACUAUGAAGUGUGUGUGUGUGUGUUUUGUGGGUCUGUAAACAACUUUUCGACCAGAAAUCUUGCUCCAAUCAAAAACUUUAUAGAAACUUUCUUGUAGCACUUUUUAUCUUUCUAAUGCACUAAAAAUGUCAGUUUUUUGUCAGUUCUCUGUAGGUUUCUUAAUAAAUGGGGAAAAACUAAAAAAAAAAAAAUAAUAUUUUGUUCAGAAUCGUUUUUUGUUAAAAAUAGUUUAUUUUUGCGUAAUUAUAUGAAUUAAAUUACUUUAAUUAUCUUGUCUUCCAAUAUCCCUCCCAAAAUCACAAUAGCUCAGCCAUCGACGGUAUCAACAUAGAUUUUUUUCUUUUAAUGUUUUUAGAUUAUGCCGUGUAUAGCCGGAAUACUUUAUAAUUUUUUCAAAAAUCCUCACAUGAUCGCCGUGGCCAAAGAAGAAGGACUGGUGGGUGUUAUCGAAAGGACGAUCGAAAACAACAUUAACGCGUACCCGUCGGCGAUCGAACAGUUGGUUGACGUGAAAAAUAUAUUAUUACAAAAUAAACAUAACAAUGUGAUGAAUUUGUCGGAUGACGAUGAAGACGAUGACGACGACGACGAGGUCGACGACGAAGACGACAGCGGUAACGAAGGAGAGAGCAACAAUUUUGACGAUAAUGUAAUUAUUAAUAUAGCCAGGGAUAAAAAAGAUACUUUAAAAUUAGUGUCAAAAUACCAGAUACUAUAUACAUUAUUUUAAGUAUUCAGAUAUAAGAUACUGGGUACUCAUUUCUUUAAGAUUCAAAUUUAAAUUUAAUUUUUCACCGCAUGCAGUAUCUUAUAAGGCCCAGUGGUUUUUAAUGAUUUGAAACUUUAUUUCCAACAAUUUUCCAUAUUUUGGUACAAUCACUUUCAAUUUUGAGUUAAUUUUUUUAAAAAUCAAGGGAUAAUAAACCCCCCUGCCUUAUUUACAAGAUGCUUCAACAUCAGUAUUUAGAUACAUCGAUUUCAGUGCUGCAAUACAAGAUAUUUUAUAAUAUAGAGUGUAUGAUUCUGUUAAACUUUUUCUGUAUUUUUGUUUUUUUUGUUUGUAUGUCUCAUGCAAAUUCUUUUUUAGCUUUAUACAUUUUUAUUAAACAGAUCUAUUUCUAUAUUAGCAAUACAUUUUAAAAUAUUCUAAAACGCAAUAAUAUUUUUAAUUCUGAACGUAGCAAAAACACAUAUAUCAUUGUGGUUUCAUUUCUUUUGUUCAUUGUCUGUUAAAAAUGUAUUUAUUCACCAGUAAUUUUGGCAUCAUGCUCUAAUCGAAAAAUGACAAGAAAGCUUUUCAGAGCCAAUUUUAUGUAAUUGAUAUAUUCAGUCGUUAAUUUUUUGAUUUUCUUUGUAUUAAUAAUUGAGAAUAAACUACGGAUAAACAGGACUGCGCUUUAGUUCAUUAGUAAACACAGGUUCACAUAUUAUACUGGUCUUGACAUCUUGUUCUCAAAACUCUUUGGUGUUUGAUCAACUCAGGUUGAAUCGAGCACUUAAUAAAUAUUAGUAAUAACAAAAUUGAAAAACAUGAUUUUUUUUUUUCUGUAGGAAGACAUCGACAGUUUAGAAGCUGAACUUGACGAAGACGAUCCGCUCAAGAUCCAACCGAAUGGUGAAGAUUUUCUCGCCAACUACAAAACGAUAAACCACAAAAACAACGCUACACCCGAUCAACACAAUACUAACAAUAAUAAUAGUAAAUAACAGUAAUAGUAGUAAUAAUAAUAACAAAUAACAAAUAAUAAUAAAAUGUAUAAGAAUCGGACACAACGACACCGCGAUAAUAAAUAUAGGCAACUCAAUAUACAUUACACGCCUAUAACUUUUAAUAAUCUCUGAAUAAUGCGUACAUGUUUAUCCAUUUAACUUGUACACUCAAUUUAUUUGGUUUAGAUUAUGGAUGUAACGACGAAGCUAUUAGUUUACUAAGUGGUGAUAUUUUUUUUUUCGGUUUGUAAAAAUGCUUCAAAUUAUUAAAUUAUUUUGAUAAAGCGCUUCAGCCGAUGCAAAGUAAAUUUAUUUAUGAAUUAAAACAUAUUUUCGUUUUUAAAAAAUGAAUUGCUGUGAGUACCAACAUUUUCGUCAUGCAUAUAUUUAUUUUACGUUUAUAAAUAACGUAAAGACGGCCGUAAGCUUACCCUUAAAUGAGUAUGAGGCAGUAGAUUAGUGGAUAAUUAAAGUAGUCAUUAAAAUGAAAAACAAAAUUCAAAUUGUAUAAAAUUAGAGACAGUGUAGAAAACCUAACUAACUUUAAAAAUAUUGAUUUUUCACUCAACAGUACUUUAUUUUUAAAAAAAAUGUCUAGAUUACCAACAGUUUUUCUAAAAAAAUUUAAAUUAUAUAAGUCAUAUGAAAUGCUCUGUGUGUUCAUUUGUUAUGUUAUGUAUUGUUAUAUUAGUAACGCUGUUAACUAUUUAAGCUAAAGCAAAUUUGAAUAUUUAAUUAAUUUAUCAACUAUAUUCAAGUAAAUUUUUGCAUAUAAAAUGGUUAUUGGCAAAAAUGACUGAACCUAGAAUAUUUAAUUUUUUUAAAACAAGGAUGAUCUAACAUCAUAGAACGCGAAGAAGUUAUUCCAGGAAUAUCAAAUUUAGCUUAUUUCAAAUUCGAAACUCCGUGCAUUUUAUUGAGUAAAAUAAAUUUAUAUUAUCUAUUUACGAUUUUAUUAAAAUAUUUUAUGGCUUUUACCUACAUAAUAUAAGAAAUUUAAAUUUCCUUUACGUGAUUAUAAUAUUCAAAUUAACUCGUUAUUUUAACGUUGUAUGCCUGUAGUAAUUCAUAAAGUUAAAGCAAUACAAAAUAGGUUAAGUUUACAAAAAAUUAAAGGUUAAAUGUAAAAAUUACCUGUUAUAUAAGUAAUUUAAAAAAAAAAGCCAGCAGAAAUCAUAUGAUUAUAUGACUUUUAUGAGUCAUUUAGAACGAUCAUUUCGGUUAGGCUAUUUAGCAAUUUAGCUAAUAUGUUAUUAUAUUAUCAUUUAGUAAUUUUCAAAGUUAAAUUUAUUUGUAUUCAAAACUAUACAAAAUUCACUUAGGCCUUUCUUACCUGGGAAGAAAUUUAAAUUUGUUUUAAUUUACCAGAGCUAUUAAUAAUGUUACAGUUUUUUCAUUAUAUGCCCAUGUAUUAAAUUGUCAUAAUAUUAUUAUUUAUU
Cinara cedri is the source of this 7318-nucleotide messenger RNA. NCBI's taxonomy places the organism in Eukaryota, Metazoa, Arthropoda, Insecta, Hemiptera, Aphididae. The record is from the annotation of a GenBank genome assembly.